AUAAACCAAUACUUCUCAGCUAAAACCUUUCCCCUUAAUCUCAGUCCAGGAUAGAACAACACAAGUAUGGCAGUUCGCGUCUUCCUCCUUGCAGCAGCUCUUUUGGCCGUGACUUGCUUUCAUGCCACUGCCUCCGAUCCUAGCCUUCUCCAGGACUUCUGUGUAGUCGACAAGAUGUCCAAAGUGCGUGUCAAUGGGCUCCCAUGCAAGGAUGCAAAUGAUGUAGUGGCUGAAGAUUUCUUCUUCUCGGGACUUCACAUGGCCGGCAACAGAACCAACAAGCAGGGCUCCGCCGUCACACCAGUCAAUGUUGCUCAGAUUGCAGGGUUGAACACGAUGGGCAUCUCUCUCGCUCGUAUCGAUUAUGCACCCUAUGGUCUCAACCCCCCUCACACUCAUCCACGAGGUACUGAGAUCUUGACCGUGCUUGAGGGCUCACUCUACGUUGGCUUCGUGACAUCGAACCCGGACAACAAACUGUUCACAAAGGUCAUUAACAAAGGAGAUGUAUUUGUGUUCCCUCAAGGGUUAAUCCAUUUCCAGUUCAACUAUGGAACAAAAAAUGCAGUGGCACUUGCAGCAUUGAGCAGUCAAAACCCUGGGGUGAUAACUGUGGCCAAUGCUGUAUUCGGGUCAAAGCCAUCCAUCCGUGUCGAUAUCCUUGCCAAGGCUUUUCAAGUGGACAAGAUGACUGUCGACCGCAUGCAAGCCCAGUUCUAGAUAACAUGAAAGCAUACA
This is a messenger RNA of Setaria italica (foxtail millet), 738 nucleotides long. RefSeq names its product putative germin-like protein 2-2. The coding region runs from base 67 to 720 and encodes 217 amino acids. The transcript has 2 exons. NCBI's taxonomy places the organism in Eukaryota, Viridiplantae, Streptophyta, Magnoliopsida, Poales, Poaceae. Gene Ontology annotation, molecular function: manganese ion binding. The record is from RefSeq and is a predicted model, not a curated record. Gene Ontology annotation, cellular component: cell wall.